Molecule: messenger RNA, 3922 nt
Organism: Diatraea saccharalis (sugarcane borer)
Lineage: Eukaryota; Metazoa; Arthropoda; Insecta; Lepidoptera; Crambidae
Source: the annotation of a GenBank genome assembly
AAUGGCGGCCAUCGUCGUUGCGACAUAUGUAGCGUGACAAGACAUGUCGAUUUUGUCCAUGUUAUAUGAAAAAAACCAAUGGCAGAUUCAUUCUUCGGGUUCGAUACUUCGUUAUCGAACUUAAAUGAUGAUGAAGGAGGAGGAGAGCCUUCCGAGGACGAGUAUGAUGCACUCAAUGAUGAGACCUUCGGACAGGAUUCACAAGAGCUGGACUGGGAGGUGCAACACGAACAGUUGGCAGAGCAGUUGGAGAGCAGCAGGAGGCAUCCUGGCAUUGACGAUGUCAACUCACAGCUGGAAGCAUCUCUGUCCCAGCUAGUACUGGACGAGACAGACUCAAGGCAAUCACGGACACUCGGUUCCAGUGUGUGGAGACAUGACUUACCUGUUGCCACAGUUCCAACGCAACCAGUUCAGAACCUCAAGAAUGUGUGCACUGUGGAGGAGCUUGAGCGACAGAUGCGACAGAAGCAGCAGCAGCAGCAGCAGCAAACUCAGAACUUCUUCCAGCCUCGUUUUCCCCCAGUUAUAUUACAAAGGCCACCAGGACUUCAAGCGCCCGUACCACUGCCGUUUGCUCCACAACAACAGCUUCAAUCCAACGCCAAUAGCAUCAAUCAACCGCUCAACAAAAUAAUUGGGCAAAUUAACCAAGUCGGUCAACCCAAUCAAAUGAUGCAAAAUCAAAUGGGCCCAAAUAUGAACCAGAUGGGCCAAAGCGUGAACCAGUUCAUGCAGGCCGCCAAUCAAAUGGGUCAGUUUCAAAACAACCAAUUAAAUCAAAACAAUUUGAUGGGUUUGUCGUCGAACAUACAAACUAAUCAAAUGUUACACAAUCAAAUGAACCCAAACGUUUCUCAACUGGUGCAGAAUCAAUUAAACCAAAUGAACCAAGGGAAUCAAACUAAUCAGAACCAGAUGCAAAUGGGUAUGAACCAGAUGGCUCCGACUCAGGGUCAGGUGGGUCAGAAUUUAGUUCAAAACAUGAGCCAACUAAGUCAAAAUCAGAUGGCACAUAAUCAUAUGAACUCUUUCAACCAAUUGGGUCAAAACGUGAACCAAAUGAACCAGGGCGUCAACCAGUUGGGCCAAAAUCAAAUAGGCCAAAAUCAACCAAUGUCUCAAAUGGGCCAAAAUCUAAACCAUAUGAGUCAGAACGUUAACCAGAUGAUGCCGAACGGUAACCAGUUCAAUCAGGGCAUGAACCAGUUCACUCACAACAUAAUGGGGCAGCCUAGAAUGAUGGCUCCUCCGCCGGGUAUGAACAUGCCGAGGCAAAAUUUUACGCAGAAUAUGGGCCCGUUUAACCCAAAUUUUCGAGGCCCAACAAUACAAUCAAAACCAGAACAAAUAUCCCAACCAAUGGUGAACCAAUUUCAAACUAAGAACCAAUCGCCUAUCAGCACGAAAUCGUCCAACCUAUCGCCGCAAACCAAGCCUCAAGCGAAAGCUCAACCUAAAGUCGACCCUAAGACUAAGAGCAGAGUGUUCAACUCUAAACCUCAACAGCAGAACUUGACAUCACAGAAUUUAGUCCAAAUGAUACAGAACACACAUCCUAUGUUGCAUAUGAACAGCAGCUAUCACAAUGCAAGUCAUCAUCCGAUGUUGAAUAAUAGGAAUCUGUUCAAUAACCAAUUCAUCAACAGUCAUAUAAUGAAUCAAAGGCACAAUGGAACGAUUGGCAAUAAUAUAAACACUAUGAACGGUGAUGACAACAGCGCGUGCAGCGACAGCGACGAGUACGCGGGCCUGAUGACGCAGCGGGAGAAGCAGUGGCUCAUCAACAUACAGAUGCUGCAACUCAACUCCGGAACACCGUACAUACACGACUUCUACUAUACGGUGUUUUUAGAGAGACAAGCGAGUAAAGAAAAGGAAGGCCUCAAAGAAGCACACAAAGCGAACCAGCAAAAUCAUCCGUUCUACAGUGGUGGUGUAAAACAGGAGACUCAUACUAGAGAGCGUCACAACUCCAACAGGCACAACUCGACGAGUGAAGACGCCACGCCGAGGACGUAUGUGCCGGCGCAGUUCGAAAACUCACUUGGAAAGUUGCAGUGUGGUAGUGUGACGGCGCCCCGUAAAAUCAUCGACGUAGAAGUAGUACCGGCCGAUACCCGCCCCCCCUCGCGGGCCGCGAGCAGGGCCAGUACUACCAAUCCCGCUGAAGUGCCGAGAGAAUUGAAGCGGACGAAACAGCUGUUACUUGAUAUUGAAUCGCUUUAUGUUAUACUGCUGAGGCUCGAAGAGUUGAACGACCCGUUGGCGAUCUCCAACGCGCUUAUAUUGAAGGAAAGAGAAGAGAAGCAGAAGCAGUUGGAAGCAGCACAGAAGGAGUUGGAAGAUCAAGAGGAAGACUCCAAUCUCUUUUUGAAAAACAUAGAAUCCGUGCAGAGGAGGCCCAAACAGGAGAGUCCUAAGAGCGAAACCAUAGAUAAGAGACAGGUGGUAAACUUAGCAGUAUGUCAGAAACCACCCGUGAAGAAUUUACUGGAUGAAGACAAAGACGAACUCAUGGGGAAAAUGUUCUCCGGACUGUUGCAUGGGGACAGGUUGCCACAGGCGCUCACUGUUAGAAAGGGACGGACGUUGGUAUCGCGAUUUCUAGCUAGAGUACCACCGACGCAUCCGCGCCUGAGGAGCAUGUGGUCCAGAAUACUCAGGUGUAUCACUGCGGCCGCCAGGAGGGACGACGGUACCCUUGUCACAUUAGCACCGCAUUAUAGGAGGUAUAUCCAAGGUACUACAGGUUGGUCUGCGGUAUUAGAAUCGUGCAGUAUGUUGGCGGAAGCUUUCGAUCCUGCUCGCACACCGUACGCUCUCACUUCCUCGUUCACUUUGUCCUGCGUCUGUGCGUUAGUGGAAAGAGCCACGUGUCUAGUGAACACACCAGAAGCCACUUCCAACGAACGGCAAUGGUCCAAGUUUCUAAAAACACUGGCCAGAGCGUUGAAGAAUACCACGCUCAACGUAGCGAAACCGUUACACCCGAUGCAGGAAAACAAACUGAUGCAUCAUAUAAAGCAGCUGGAGUCCAGAUCCACUAUAGAGAUAUUGCAGAGGGGGAAAAGUGCCACUGAGUUUGCUGACGUCACCAAGACGGAUGUGCAAGAGCAGCUGAUCAAGCAUUUGUGUUGAUUGGCCGCGAUGUGAGCCGAUACCGGCGGUUUACAUUCGCCGAUGUUGGCCAAUGUUGGUCGGCCAAUCUUGGCCGGUGUAACUGUGUAUUUGUAGCCUUUUUUUCACGUUGAUCCGACCGGCAUUGGAAGCAAAUAUUGACUGACUGUUUCACGUUCCUUUGACUAGUUCGAGAUCGUUGAAGGUUUUUUAAUUGUUACGGGAAUAGGCUAACAAUUACCAUGGCCGAUAUUUGACGAAGUUGAAUGUGACAAUGCAUUGUAGCAUUUAUUUCAAUAUUUGUUACGAUGUUGGCGUAUUGGCCAAUAUGGCGGCUUGUGUUGUAUUCUGGAUUGUCAGCGCAAGUAUUGGAAGACAUAUUUGUUAAUUUUGAUACGCCCUUUUCGCGAAGUAACAAAGUGAUAGGUCCAUGCAAAUAUUUGCGCCCACAAUACAUGUUGUAGGAAUACGGUAGGCAAAUGAAUGUAAAAAAUACCUCAGAAAUGUAAGUAUGUAGAUCAAUUUUUCAUCAUAAAUCGAUUUGUUAUAUGGUUCGAAUGAUCGGUUUCAUGUUUUUUUUUUUUUAUAUAAAAGAAGCAAUAAUUAUGCAUUUGCCUAUGACCAAUGUAAAUUCUAAUUUGACUUAAAAAGUUGUAGAUAAAAAAAUUGUGAUUUUUUUUUCUAAUUUAUGUACUUGGCCUGGGCAUUUAUGUUGGCGAAACGAGAGCAAAUGUGUGAUCCAACGUUUGGUUUGGCCAGUGUUUAAAUGAUAAUCACUAUGACGUACACUGUAUAAAGUUUU